AUGGUGAAUGGUGCUGGAGAAAGCAACACGCAUCCUGCUCCGCCACCUUCAUACGGUCAGCAUUAUUUCUAUAUCUGUUUCUCAGCUUUAAAACUUCUAAUAGAAAUUCCAGAGGCAACAGUGGGUUCCAGUACAAAUCCCGGAGGAGUGACGCAGACAUCCGGAAAAUUUGGUCCUUUUCCGCCAAUGCCUCAGCCGUCUGGUAAUCCGUCAUAUCAACCUCAGACUACUAAUCCAACGCUAUCUCCUCCGUCCGGGAUGAGCUCAGUACCACAGCCCCAGGCAAUUCCAGUUAUUGUUGGCGUACCUGUGUUCGGUUCGCAUCCAUGUAACAUGACUUGUCCAAUGUGUCAUAAAACAAUCGUAACGGAGACGCAAACACGUGCCGGCCUGCUUGCCUUUAUCAUUUGUGGAGUACUACUUCUGUUUGGGUGCGUGAGUCUUUUUUACUGUUAUUAUUAUUGCUGUGAUUAUUUUCAUUGAUGUUGA
Messenger RNA from Gongylonema pulchrum, 489 nucleotides. Lineage: Eukaryota; Metazoa; Nematoda; Chromadorea; Rhabditida; Gongylonematidae. The record is from the annotation of a GenBank genome assembly.